AUGCCUGGAGAGUUUCCACCGGUAUUGAGGCCUCAAAGGCACCCCCCGGCUUCGUUCAAUCCCUCAACUUAUCGCAAUUCGAUCACCUCCCAUGGCACUGUCGCGGAUGAGAAACGCUCCCUGGACUUCACACAACGGAUCGAGAAGAAGCUAGCCGAAUACAAUGCUUCCACCAACAUUUUCAAACGUUGGCUGCUCGAAAUUGUUAGCUGGACCACUAGUGCACUGUGCAUGGGCGCUAUUGUUGGCAUAUACUUCCGUGUCGACGGAAAUCUUAUGACCAAGAAUGAACUCGCUCUCAAUAGUGCCAACGUUCUUGGAAAGGUUGCUGCUGCAAUGUUGAUAGUGCCCACCUCAGAAGCAAUUGGUCAACUGAAAUGGAACUGGUUCCACAGCUCUAAAGCUAUGUGGGAUUUCGAGAUAUUCGAUAAGGCUUCUCGUGGGCCCUGGGGUGCCGCUCUGCUCCUAUAUCGUACCAAGGGACGAUCGCUCGCUGCACUGGGGGCGUUGCUUAUCGUCUUGCUCCUCGCCAUUGACACAUUUUUCCAACAAGUUGUCGAGUAUCGCGAUCUCUGGUCCCUAGAGAGUGCGACCGGUAGCAUUCCCAGGAACACGCGAUAUGAGCCUUACUACAAGAAUGCUUGGAUGAAUAACGACGAGAUGUUAAUAAUGGACCGAUCUUUCGAACCUCUGAUCAAACAAUUCUUCUACGAAAACGGAACACAGCCUACAGCCUUCGGCAAUGGCACCAGGCCUGAUAUUCCGCUUUCAUGCCCUACUAGUAACUGUACGUGGCCUACAUACAAUACUUUAGCCGUAUGUAGUCGUUGCACAGAAGCAUCUGCUCUCCUGGAUAUUUCUUACGCCUGUCUCGAUACUCCAAAUGAUUGGACCGCCACCUGGCUAGGCCCUCGCUUCAAAGUUCCAUACCCGAAUGAAACAGCUUGUGGAUACUUCCUGAAUGCUACCUCAGACUCGCCAACCCUUUUAUCAGGAUAUGUGGACAGAAGCAACGGAUCUUCGAAUGGAAGUGACGAAGCUUUGUUAGUGCGGGCUGUGUCAUUAACAGAUUUCGAUCUCAAGCAACCUUACUACGGCAAUGGUUCAGUCGCUUUCAAGGAUUUUCGUUACCCACUGAUGGACUUCUUGAUAGCCUCUGCAUCAGAUGGUGUAGAAAGCAUAUUUCGAAAGGAGCCACCAGUCGUUCAUGAAUUGCUGUCUGAGUACUUUGAGCCAAUACAGGAGGACGAUUCAUGGCCAUGGCUAGCUUGGACGCUCUAUGACGGAGUGGAUGUCGUUGGAACCUGGAUAGAGUACACUGUCAACAUCACCUUGGAACCUCACGUAUCUGAACUGUCCGGAGAAAGGUUUGAAUAUCCAAAAAUUGCUUAUGGAUGUGACAAUUACACGGUUACGAACAUCCUGAACAUCUUUGACGACUUCUUCCCUUCUUUCUACACGACCAAAUCUGCUACGGAUACGCCGUUGCUGCGCUUCAAAAACUACUACGAAGGACCAUGGACACAGACAUUAGACUUCCAUGCAUGGCAAGCACCGAACAACGUUACUCGAUUUGUGGAAAGAUUGGCGACUUCGAUGACAAACCUUCUUCGUUCUUCAGCCAGCAAAGAAAUGAUUGAAGGUAGCGCGUACAGUAAAAGAAGCUUCAUUCAUAUUGCAUGGGCCUGGCUUACUUUUCCAUUCGCUCUCCUGCUUCUAUCUCUUGCUUUUCUGGUGUCUACAAUGUGGGAGACAUCAAAAGACUCCGCGACCGGGGUCUGGAAGACUUCGGCCAUGCCGACGUUGUUAUAUGGUUUACCAGAAGAUACAAGGGGGAGAUUCACUCAGACGUUGAGCAGCUUGAAGAACGAUGCGAAGAAGGUACGAAUCAAGUUGCUGCCGAAUUCAGGGUGGCGGGUGUCUAAACAGAGCUUGCUUAGGUCGCCGUUGCUGCCAGUACGAAAGAAUCAACCACCCCCAGGGUGGAUCUGA
Molecule: messenger RNA, 1992 nt
Organism: Boeremia exigua
Lineage: Eukaryota; Fungi; Ascomycota; Dothideomycetes; Pleosporales; Didymellaceae
Exons: 2
Coding region: 1-1992 (663 amino acids)
Source: RefSeq, a predicted model, not a curated record